Messenger RNA from Ochlerotatus camptorhynchus, 8360 nucleotides. It is a transcript of the gene Jarid2, whose product is annotated as Jumonji, AT rich interactive domain 2. The record is from RefSeq and is a predicted model, not a curated record. Gene Ontology annotation, biological process: regulation of gene expression; chromatin remodeling. Bases 245 to 7021 code for a protein of 2258 amino acids. The transcript has 5 exons. Lineage: Eukaryota; Metazoa; Arthropoda; Insecta; Diptera; Culicidae. Gene Ontology annotation, molecular function: DNA binding. Gene Ontology annotation, cellular component: nucleus; chromatin.
GAAGAGCAGAAAGAAAAAUUUUACUAAGGUGAAAAGUGCGUAAUUUCUGCAGCAAAUAGUUCAAAUCCGGCCGUAAAACUAUCGUAACAAUGUGGCCGCGAUGGCGUGGAUGAGAUUGAUUUAGAAUUCAAUCCAAUCUGAGUAGUUUCCGUUGUGUAAUUUGUGAAAUAAAAAUCUGUGUUGGAUAGGCUGCUGGCAAGCGAUUCUUUUCUCUGCCUACCGUGGAAGAAGAGAAAAAAUCAAAAUGGUUGUAUCGAAGGAUGGCAAGCGGCGAAGAAAAGUUGGAUCCGCAGCGGCUGUCGGUGCCAAUAAUUCUAGCAGUGCAACUAAUAAUAGUAACAGUGCCACCGGAGGAAGCUCCACCGGGAAUGGGUCACGUGGUGGUGGCACUGGAGCCGGAAGUGUUGCCGCGGUAGCUAUCAGUGUGGCUGCUAAACGAGAAACUCCCGACAUUGAUCUUUCACCGCCGGAGGUUCCCAAAAGGCCAAAAGUGCAAGCGCAACGUAAGUUCGCUCAAGGACAAGGCGCCGCAUCAACGUCAGCAUAUCUCAACUUUAGCACCAAUCCAACAAAUGCAACUAAAGAUGCACAAAAUCGAACCCAAAGUGGAUCCGAUGCCGGUCCGAUUCCGGAAUUGCUACCUAACAUACGUCCGAAUACGGAAGACUUCCUAACAUUUCUUUGCUUCCGUGGAACUCCGGUGCUUCCACCCAGCUUAGAUUUCUUCAAUACAGCGGCACAACAACAACAACAACAAGCUUCCGCUUCUGGUAGCAGACCGACUGCAUCAACGUCAACAACUGUUACGAAAACUGGCGAAACAUCUACGCAACAGCUAGAUGAACCACCCGCAAAGAAAGAAGAACCGGAAAAGGUCAAAAAGAGUUCCACUGUUGUUGCGUCUCCGACCACCGCCAAAGAAAACGAUAAAAAGGAAGACAAGUCUGGUACAGCCCAGGAAAAGCCUGCUUUCAUGCCGUUCGCUGUGAGAAAGCGGGCCGAGCAACAUCCGGAAAAUAGACGAGUUCAAACCGUACAAGCGUUAAGAAAAAAGUACCAUGAACAACGAAUGGCCAAACUGCGAGUUACAGCGUACAACAAACAGACAAGAGCUGGCAACAUGAAAAAUAGGUUAGACCUUGAUGAAGAAGGAGAAAAACUGGAAGAGACUGCGGAGAAUAAAAAAGAUCAAAUAGAGACGGCUAAAAAAGAGAAACUAAAUCCAGCAAAAAAGAAAGCAGGCAAGAGAAAGUCGCAAAAAAAAUCUGCGAAAGAAGCCGAUGUGGAGAAGAUACAGGAAUUGAUUGAUGUUAAGGUAGUUUUAAACAAAGAUGAUGUUGAAAUGAAGAACAGGGAAGUAAGCGACGACAAGAACAUUGAGGAAGAAUCACCCAAGAAAGAAGCCAAGGAGGAUGCUCCGAAAGGAAGAGCGAAAGGUGGCAAAAAGAAAUCGUUGGAUGCAGAGGAAACAGGAAAGCGUACUACUAGGUUAUCUGCCCUCAGAAGUCCUCCGGCAAGAUCGGCUUCUCCGGCCAAAUUACCAACCAAUUCUCCAACUAUAAUUGUGUCGAAACCGAAGGAACCUGAACCACCCGUAGAGCAGGAGUUCUCGUCGGAUGAUGAUGAACCUCUUCUGAAAAGAGCAGCUGCUAGGAAAAAAGCAAAUGCUAAAACAGUGAAUGCGAAGAAAGGUCGGAAAUCGGAACCAUUACCAGAGAAAUCACCAGAAGAACUUCCGGAAAAGAAGGCUCGAAGGUCAGAAUCUGUCAGUAGAAAAUCAGAUGUUAGUUCGAAAAAAUCCGAACUUCCCGUUGUGGAGGCUCCACCCGUUCAGAAGAGGAUUCCUCGUGGUAGGAAAAAGAAAGAAUCUCCUCCGCCAUAUUCAGUUCCGGUUUCAGUAGAUAGAAAGAACGAAAAGAAAACGCCGACUCCUAUUCCUAAAGUGGAACCGGUUGUUAUUAAGGAACAAGUUGUGGAAAAACCUAAGCCUUCACCGGAGAAGGAACCAGUCCAAUCCCCACUUCCAGAAUCUGCUUCAAAAACUACACCAAAGAAGGGUACCACUAGAAAGAAAAAAGUCGAACCAGCCACUACGCCUGAAAUACCAGCAGUCGAGGAGAAAAAGUCGAAGAAGACUCCCGAGCCAGUGGCCGAGGUUAGCUCUCGACCUAGCCGUAAAACAAAGGAAGCAGCAACACUGUAUAUGGAACUGAUUGGACGUAAGUUGAACCAUGAUGACAAAUCCGACGAUGAUGCUUCGUCGUUAGACAGCUUGGAGCUUCCAAAUGUGCGCAAACUAGAACAGAUGGAAAACGAACUGAAGGCUAAUGCAGGCAAGAAAGAGCCAAAGCCUAGUUUGGCUAAAAAGGGAAGAAAGAAGAAAGAGCUCGAAGAAGCAAAACCAAAAGUAGAAGUACCGAAGGAAGCAAUUGAAAAAGUUAACGAUAGCAACCAACAGCAAGAAGAAUCGAAACCGGUGGAAAAAAGCUUUAGCGAUUCUGACGAGGAACCUCUGGCAACUAAAUUUCAACGCAAGAAAAGUCAGAUUCGACAAAAACAGAAAGAGAAAGCUAAAGCUAGGAAGUCUCCGGUGAAAAAGACCCCUGCAAAAUCUUCGCCUGUCAAGGAACCUCCGAUAGAACCAACAAUUGAGGAAGUGAAACCUGAGGAAUUGGCACCCGAAAACAAACCUUCCAACGCUAGCGUUCCGUCACCAACGGUUGAACGACUUCCUUCCCCAGCUCCUAUAGCAGCAACUGUAGUGAAAACUCCUACAAAAUUGUCGACGCCUCCAAAAACUUCAAGCCCUAAAGUUGCUACUCCACAAAUGCUCAGCCUUCCGCAUCAGCUUACCAGUCCGGAAGUCGUUCGAUCACCUGUCACGGACGAUCUGAAUUCCACGCGUGUCAACAAGUCCCACGACAAUACAUUCCAAUCGACGGCAGCCGAAACUAGCACCUCCCCUACGAAGCAGCCGACAGCGCAGCCUCAGCAACCUUUUAUUCGUGCAAUCAAACCUCUCUCCAGACCACUACCGGAAAUAUUCUCAGAAAAACCCACAACUCCUGCCCAGCCGGAGGUGCCCUUCAAUCGAAAUGUGAAAAAUGACUUAAAUAUGGAUGAAUCGGAUUUCCUCAAGGGUUUUGAACCAACCUCACCGACAUCACCCGUGGCACCGAAAACAAAUUCGCUUCUCGGAAAUUUGCUCCCGAGCAAAGAGGAAUCGGAGAAAAUAUUUGGGAUUGCUAGUGUGAGUUUAGCGCAGAGCUCCGGUCCGCUGGAUACAAAGUGUACUUUGGGCAAGUGUGGUUCAGUGCAUAAACCGCCGUUGGGUCCUCCUGUGUUGACUGAAUCACUGCUUGGUGGCCAUUUAUCUCCGCGAGAUAGGCGGAAAACCAAAGUCAACAUGACCCACGAGCAGAUCCAAAAAUGGAUUGAUGAAACCUCUUGGUCACCUGUGCCAGACGAUCUUGAUGGUGUGAUGCAUUCUCUUGAUGGUGAAUCAAAAUCUCUCGAAACAUCUAAGAGGCCUGUUCCCACACCUCCGGUAGCUGCUUGGGAGAAGUUGGUUGAAAGUAAACCGGAGCCUUCUCCGGUCGCAGACAUGCCAGCUCUUGCUACAGCACAGCCCAAGAAGGAAGAGGAAGCUAAACCACCAACUCCUCAACCAAGUGGAAGUGCUUCAAGGGGACCUACUUUGAAGGCGAAGCCUGUAACGGUAAAACCAGAAAAGGAAGUCGAAAAGGAACCUGUACUGGACGCUCCUAAAGUCCUGGAAAAGAAACCUCCCAAAGAAGAAGUCAAGGAAGAGGAAAAGAUUAAAUCUCCGGUCCCGGCUAAAGUGCGUACACCUUCUCCAGUGAAAAAGGACACGAAGAAAGAAACCAAGAAAGUGAAAACGGAACCUACGGCGACGGCAACGGUGACAUCUACGACACCCACGGCAACCGCCACAACAGCUACAACCACUCCUGCUGCUCUUGGAGCAACUGCACCGGCAUCCGCGGAUCGAAAGCCGAUAUACAAGCAGGGAAGAACUCCCGUUUACAAACAAGAGGCCUUAAAACCGACAGCAAAAGCACCAAAUUCUACGACAUCCAACAAGUUCGGGGCAUUCUCGCCGGAUAACGAAGCAAGUGUGUAUUCUUUUGACAAUGAAGACAACUUCACACCGUUGGCAACACCCUUCCGGCGGCAUGGCCGUAGGGAGUCGUGCAAUUCAUCGGUAAGGGACGAGGUGCAAGCCCCAGCUGUUCAGCAAAGCAAAAAACAAACGACGCAAGACGAAAAGGCUGCGUCUAGUUCAACAUUCCAAAAACCCGUCAAUCUAGGUACGCCGACUAAAUCUGCAGUGCAACCUGCAGUUAGUUUAACCCUCAGUCCAGAAGAGGGUGCCAAGUCGGCUGCAAUAGCUGUCCCACUUGAUAGUAAAGCGGAAGCAUCGAAAAAGACGCCGGAAGAAAAGAAACCAGCCACUGACGAGUCCGAUGAUGAUGGACAUACGUUCUACAUUCCUUUGCAAGGACCGAAUGCCGCCGGAAGUGGUAAAACGGAUCAGCUUAUCCAAGGGGUGGCAGUAAAAUUGGGAACUGAGGGUCCCGAGGGUCCUAACCAGAGGGUAAUAAUGCACGCCAAACUCGUCACCAAGGCACAAAUGGGUUCCAACACAACACCCAUCCCGGAAUCGAUGAACGUACAAGAGCUGGUCAAAAGUCUCAUGGCGGCUGGUCCGGGAAUGAGUAAAGAUGGAAUCUCCAAGAUGGUUCCAGUUGGGACGGUUCAACCUCGGUUCAAAUCAAGUGAUUCUACAGUAGUUGAUAAGACACCAGCUCCAUCUGUAUCGGCAGCAGUAGUUGCUCCUUCAACUCCAGCACCGGAAGACACCCGAGGAGGUCUCUCGCGUAUCAACUCAAAUUCGUCACUCAAUUCAUCGCAGAGAUCGAAGAAUGCUAAGGCGAAAGCAAAAAUUGAUACUCAAGUUCAACCGGACAAUAACACGGCCUUCCCACGACGAGACGAUCCUGCCCAAAUGGUUGAGGCUCCCGUUUUUAAACCAAACGACAAAGAAUUCCACGACCCAAUAGAGUAUAUUGAAAGAAUCGCUCCAGUUGCGGCUCGGUUCGGAAUCUGUCGCAUUAUACCGCCGGCUAGCUUUAAACCCGAAUGCCGGAUAGCAGACGAUAUGCGCUUCAUGGCCUAUAAUCAGUACGUACAUAAAAUGCUCCAUCGGUGGGGACCAAGUGCUAAAGAGUAUGCCGCGAUCAAGAAAUACCUGGCUACGCAAAGCAUCAAUUUGCAAAGUCCACCGUUGAUCGGUGGCAUGGAAGUAGAUCUUCCAAGGCUGUAUCACACUGUACAAGAGCUAGGUGGUUUGAAAGAAGUGAUCGAAAAAAAGAAAUGGGCUCGCGUUUCGGAGGAUAUGUGUUUUCCGAAAGCUGCUCACGAUCGUGUUUCGAAACUCGAUGACAUUUACUGUAAGUAUCUACUUCCGUACGACACUCUGUCACCGGCCGAAAGACAGAAACUAUUCGAUGAAGUGGAAGCAGACUGGGCCAAACGGGAAGCGAAAGCUCGUCGGAAUGCUGAUAAAUGUGUUAGUUCUGACAUACGCAACAGCGGAGAUUCGGAUGAGGAUGAAGAGGAUUCCAACGAGGAAGAGGAAGAUGAUGAACGCUCAAUGGAGUGCAUUAUGAAGGGAAGAAAUAUGCCCUUGAAUCAAUUCUUCCGGAUAGCACGGAAUACGAUGGCAUUGUGGUUUAAGAAUUCGGAACCGACCGUGGCCGACAUCGAAAGUGAAUACUGGCGACAUGUUGCCGUUCGGGAUAGUCAUGUUUGCGUUCAUUCUGGUUCUAUUGAUUCCAGUGCUUAUGGGUUUGGAUUUCCAGCGCCCAAAAUUAAAGGUUCCUCGUGUGCGAAACAUCCUUGGAAUCUAAAAGUCCUUACCAAUAACAGCAGCUCGAUACUGCGUUCGCUUGGACCGGUGAUGGGUAUCACCAUUCCGACGCUGCACGUGGGAAUGCUCUUUAGCGCUUGUUGCUGGUAUCGUGAUCCUCAUGGUUUACCGUGGAUCGAGUAUCUGCAUACCGGUGCCAGUAAAAUCUGGUACGGCGUUCCCGAUGAUCAAAAUUCAAACUUCCGGGCCGCUUUAACGCAAUUAGUUCCAACGCAUUGUCAAAACAAAACCAUCUGGUUACCCUGCGACACGGCAAUGGUUCCACCACAUAUGCUAACCGACCGGAAUGUUUCGCUCUGUCGAACUGAACAGCAACCUGGCCAAUUUGUGGUGGUAUUCCCAAGAGCUUACACGUCCAGCCUCUGCUCCGGAUAUGCUGUUUCCGAGAGCGUAUACUUUGCGUCCAGUUCAUGGCUAGACACUGCAAAGGAGGAUUUUAGGGACAUCCAAGAAAGUUGCGAACCAACCAUGUUCUCCGUGGAACAACUAGUAUUUGCCAUUGCAAACGACCAGCGCAGCAAUCACGACACCCUGGUGCAAAUAAUACCAACGAUAAACGACAUCUACGAUAAGGAGAAACAGCAGCGCCAAACGAUAAAGGAUCACGGUGUCAACAAAACAGAGAAAAUCGAAUCCAAGAAGAAGACCGCUUCUUUGGAGGAAUUCGAAUGCGAUAUCUGUAGAGCUAAUCUGUACUUAUCCUUGGUUCGGGUUAAAAUAACCGGCGACGAUGAUGAGACGCUUGACGAGGAUGAACGGAUAUACUGUCUCAAACAUGCCAUCAAGUUCCUAUCGGACAGUCGGUUACCGGCCAAGUUUUGCAAACUAGCCUACACGUACUCGUUGGAUGACAUCGAAGAGCUUCUGCGAAAGUUGCAGGACAAAAUUGCUAACAAAAAGCCACAGAAAGCCGGUGUUGGUGGUGGCAGCAGUACCGGCGGAGGUGCUGGUGGCGGAGGACGUGGAAAAUCUUCGCUGCAUCUGGCAUCAACGUCAUCGCAAUCUUCUUCGUCAUAUCAAGCGCCUAGUCACAGCAAGUUCGCCGGAAUGGCUACAAUGCUGAAGUAAUAAAUUGUAUCUACGAGUGUGAGUGUCUUUGUAUAAAUUUUUGUUUCGUAAGCUAGAAAGUAAAACCACUGCGAGUGGUUUAACGAUUUUGUAUCGUCGUGUAAAGUUUUUACAUGGUAAGAUAAUUUAAAUUCAUGCAUAAUAAGAACUAUUUGAAUUAAAUUAUGAAAACUAUGAAGUUUAUCUCUGUAACGAUGUUACACAACUAUAACAGACAGACAUUUACAUCAUAAUAGACAUGUAAACAAACAACAUUGGUUUCCCUUUCCCAGAGACUCCUCCUCUUGGCAGGACAGUGUGUUUUCGACCAACACAUUCUUGUAGGUUAUAAUUGUGAGUAGUAUUGAGUGGCAAAUAUCUAUCUAGUGAUACAUAUACAAUUCCGCUGCAUUGUACAAGCUGUGUGUUACUGCAACUAUCCAGUAUUAAAUUUAGAAUCACAUACAAUCGCAAAACAGUAAACUUUCGCAGAGGGUUAGAAUGCAGAUCAGCUAGGGCAUUGUCUAAUUUGAAUGCUGUAAAAACGAUUAUCGAAAUAUGUUGUUUUCAAAGAGACUGGUAGUAAAACUACAAUUUCAAAUUUAAUUUGGAACUAAACUGUACCAUCAAGAUAAGUUUUUUUUUUAAUCGUUUUUCCAACAUCACCUUUAUGCAUUCACCAACAUAGCUGACUGCUUUACUACCAAUCGUACUUUUUUUUUCUCACAUAAAUCUUCAAUUUCCAACCAUUACAAAAGUAUACACAGUUUGUAGAAAUAACCUAGGUGAUAUAACUGUAAAUAGGUGUGUAAUUAAACACUGUUGAAUGAAACAUGUUUUGCAAUACAAUGUGCAAUCCACGACGACGCAACACGAACAAUAUGAUCACACAAAACCUACAACCCUUGCUGACCCAUUUGAAAUAGUACCGUAGAUAGGGUACGAAAUUAGCAAACCAUUCUGGCGAGCUUCUUACGGUCCCAAACUACGGACGAUCUUCUGUUCUGAUGAAGGUAAUGCGAUCUGCUAGAAGAUUUAAUUGUAUGAAGUAUUUGAAUAUGAAUGGACUCUUUAGGAUGAAGCCAGAGUAAAUACGAGAAUGCAUUUACCGAAUAGUUGGAUCAAUAAGUGAGAAUGCAUAUGUGCAUGAACUUAGUUUUAAGCAAAAAUUGAACAAAAGUUCAUAUUAUAUAUACAUCAACGUGAAGAAAACAGAAAAAAAAGAGACAGAAAAACACUAUUGGAAACACUUCUCGCAGAUUAUAUAAUGAGAUGAUAAUAUAUCGACAGAUUUAAAAUACUAUAAGUGAACGUUUCUAAUAGAGGAAAUUAAUGAAUAAAGUAAGGCAACUAUUCUAGA